AGCGGCGCCCGGUGACCGAGGCCUCGCACAGCCGGCCGCCCUGAGGGUCGGGCCGGAGCCAGGGUCCAGAAGGGGCGCGUUUGUGUCUCGGGUUAAAAUAAGGUUCCGUCCGCGUGCUGGGUUCGGGGCCCUGCUGGGUCAGACCCUGUUCUGUGGGCACAGCGCCCGGGACCCCCGCGCGGCAGGAACCCCCGCACGGGGGUCACACCUGCCUACACAGGCUGAAGAGCAUUGGCGUGUCUUCAGGUCAAAGUUUUUCUUUCUCUUUUUUCUUUGCUCUUUUUUUUCUUUUUCUUUUUUUUUUUUUUUUGGAUAUAGGGUCUAAAUCUGCCGCCCAGGCUGGAGUACACGGUCGCGAUCACGGCUCGACCUCCUGGGCUCAAGCGAUUCUCCCACUCUGGCCUCCCAAAGUGUUGGGAUUACAGGCAUGAGCCCCUGAGCCCAGCCUCAAAGUCACUUUGAAAUCGGUAGUGCGGUCGCCAUGUCCCCUGCGCACCCAGGCAGGAAACCCAGGAGGAGAUCCUGGGGCUGGAGUCCAUGAGGAUUUUCAUCUUUUCCUGGUGGCUUAUCUCUGCUUCUGUUUUCCCUACUGGGAUUUAGUGCUGGUCCUCACGCUGCCUUCCCCCUCCGUGUGUGGAAGUCUGUGUCUCCCUCUGCAGCCCCCAACCCCACCCGGCCCUGUGCUGUCCUCAGACACACCAGGCACGCUCUGGCCUCAGGGAUUCUGCCCUACUGAUCCCUCUGCGUGGAAUGCUGUUCCCCGGGGCCCCAGUUGGUUUCACCCACGGCCCGUUCCUGGGUUGGCCUUUGAGGGCCACACCCACACCCUGUGUCCUGCUGGCUGUCCACCUGGCCUCCCUGAGGUCAGCUCCAGGCGGGAGGGCUCCUGGUCCACACUGCCCCCUGCUCCUGGCACAGACGCUGGCAUAAAGACGCCCGGUGAACGUUGGUGACCCAAUGCAUGCAUGGAGCAAAGGCCAGAGGAGGGGCUGCUCCGGCAAGUGCUGUUACCCACCGCCUUGAGCCACAGCCUUGCUAGGGUGCUCCAGGGUCUCUGCGCAAGAUUCUGCCCCCAAACCCUCUGUCUCUCAUUUAUGGAGAGCCUCGGGGAGGAAAACCGGCUCCCCCAGGACCCUCAGCCCAGCAGAAAACCUGCACCACCCCACAGCCCCACCCGUGUCCCCGCACCGGCUGCUGUGGCUGGGACUUCUGGGGAAGGAGCUCAGGGCUGCAGGUCCGUGUGUGAGUCACGGGCACACAUCUCUGCACACACGCGUGAGUCACGUGCACCCUUCUCUGCACACACACAUGUCCACAUGCACCCGUCUCUGCACAUGCAUGUCCACACACACCCGUCUCUGCACACACGCGUGUCCACACGCACCCAUCUCUGCACACACACGUGGAGUCACGCACACCCGUCUCUGCACACACAAGUGUCCACACACACCCGUCUCUGCACACGCAUGUCCACACGCACACGUCUCUGCACACGCACGUCCAUACGCACCCGCCUCUGCACACGCACGUAUCCACACGCACCCGUCUCUGCACACACAUGUCCAUAUGCACCCGUCUCUGCACACACACGUGUCCACACACUCCUGCUCACGUGCUGCACCUACUGGCUUUGGGCACCGACGUCAACGCUUCGUCAUUGUGGCGGGAGGCCCUCAGGACAGAGAAGUGCCCCCUCCCAGAGGACUCAGUCACCCUGGGGUCAGAGCCCAGGCACAGGUCUCCCUCAGCCCCUGAAGCUGGGCACUGCGGCCUGACGCACUCCUCCCAGGGAGGUCGGGAAACCUCAGGCCUGGACCAUACCUCAGACCUCCCGCCUCCAGGACAUGGAACCCAGAGCCACGGUCAGCUGGUCGGCUGCAGCGUUGGGCGCGGGUGCAGGCCCAGGCUCCUUCCCCACGGCCAAACCAGGGGGUGCUAAUUCUGGCCUGCCCUGUGCUCCUCUGCACUGUGUGGGUGACUCAUGGGUCAUGGGUGGCUCCAGAUUUCUGGGCAUAAAUUGGGUCCCAGCAGAAAGUACCCCAGAGGACCAGGCAGGCUGGGGGCCAGCUCUGCGGCUCACUUCCAGACCCUGCCACCCGUCCCCAGCCAGGGAGUCCCUUCUCUGUCCUCUGGUCUGCCCGGCCCCAGGCCUUGACCUCCUCCCUGUGGAGAUGCAGGGGCAGUGGGGGAUACAGGGACGCCCUGCUCUCAGGGCAGCUCUCAGGGAAGCAGUGCUGGGGAGGGGUAGGUGAGACCGCCCCUCCCACCGGGCCCACAGCACCACCCUGGUCUGAGGCACCGCCUCCAGGAAGCCCUCUCUGAGCUCUGAGCGCCUGCGGUCUCCUGUGUGCUGCUCUCUGUGGGGUCCUGUAGACCCAGAGAGGCUCAGCUGCACUCGCCCUGCUGGGAGAGCUGGAGCUGGGUGUGGGGAACAUGGCCGGGCCUCCGAGGCUCCUGCUGCUGCCCCUGCUUCUGGCGCUGGCUCGCGGCCUGCCUGGGGCCCUGGCUGCCCAAGAGGUGCAGCAGUCUCCCCACUGCACGACUGUCCCCGUGGGAGCCUCUGUCAACAUCACCUGCUCCACCAGCGGGGGCCUGCAUGGGAUCUACCUGAGGCAGCUCGGGCCACAGCCCCAAGACAUCAUUUACUACGAGGACGGGGUGGUGCCCACUACGGACAGACGGUUCCGGGGCCGCAUCGACUUCUCAGGGUCCCAGGACAACCUGACUAUCACCAUGCACCGCCUGCAGCUGUCGGACACUGGCACCUACACCUGCCAGGCCAUCACGGAGGUCAAUGUCUACGGCUCCGGCACCCUGGUCCUGGUGACAGAGGAACAGUCCCAAGGAUGGCACAGAUGCUCGGACGCCCCACCAAGGGCCUCUGCCCUCCCUGCCCCACCGACAGGCUCCGCCCUCCCUGACCCGCCGACAGCCUCUGCCCUCCCUGACCCGCCAGCAGCCUCUGCCCUCCCUGUGGCCCUGGCAGUGAUCUCCUUCCUCCUCGGGCUGGGCCUGGGGGUGGCCUGUGUGCUGGCGAGGACACAGAUAAAGAAACUGUGCUCGUGGCGGAAUAAGAAUUCGGCGGCAUGUGUGGUGUACGAGGACAUGUCGCACAGCCGCUGCAACACGCUGUCCUCCCCCAACCAGUACCAGUGACCCAGUGGGCCCCUGCACGUCCCGCCUGUGGUCCCCCCAGCACCUUCCCUGCCCCACCAUGCCCCCCACCCUGCCACACCCCUCACCCUGCUGUCCUCCCACGGCUGCAGCAGAGUUUCAAGGGCCCAGCCGUGCCCAGCUCCAAGCAGACACACAGGCAGUGGCCAGGCCCCACGGUGCUUCUCAGUGGACAAUGAUGCCUCCUCCGGGAAGCCUUCCCUGCCCAGCCCACGCCGCCACCGGGAGGAAGCCUGACUGUCCUUUGGCUGCAUCUCCCGACCAUGGCCAAGGAGGGCUUUUCUGUGGGAUGGGCCUGGGCACGCGGCCCUCUCCUGUCAGUGCCGGCCCACCCACCAGCAGGCCCCCAACCCCCAGGCAGCCCGGCAGAGGAUGGGAGGAGACCAGUCCCCCACCCAGCCGUACCAGAAAUAAAGGCUUCUGUGCUUCCUUUUCUG
This is a messenger RNA of Gorilla gorilla gorilla (western lowland gorilla), 3611 nucleotides long. It is a transcript of the gene CD7, whose product is annotated as CD7 molecule. Gene Ontology annotation, molecular function: signaling receptor activity. Lineage: Eukaryota; Metazoa; Chordata; Mammalia; Primates; Hominidae. Gene Ontology annotation, cellular component: membrane. The transcript has 4 exons. Gene Ontology annotation, biological process: adaptive immune response. The record is from RefSeq and is a predicted model, not a curated record. Bases 2434 to 3156 code for a protein of 240 amino acids.